CCCACUAACAUCGUCGGUGUCUUUGGCCUCUCAAUGCGCACAGUCGAGCGGGACCUGGAGGAAGAGUUUUCCCGCGUCGCUCCUGUUGAGAAAGUCGUCAUUGUCUACGAUGCCCGCUCCGCACGUUCGCGCGGUUUUGGCUUCAUCACCAUGAAGGACCUCGACGGCGCUGCCGCUGUCAUCCGCGAGCUCAACGGUAUCGACCUGCACGGUCGUAGACUCCGGGUUGAUUACAGCAGCACGAGGAAGCCU
Tilletiaria anomala UBC 951 is the source of this 252-nucleotide messenger RNA. RefSeq lists its product as uncharacterized. The record is from RefSeq and is a predicted model, not a curated record. The annotation marks the transcript as partial. Gene Ontology annotation, molecular function: RNA binding. The transcript has a single exon. NCBI's taxonomy places the organism in Eukaryota, Fungi, Basidiomycota, Exobasidiomycetes, Georgefischeriales, Tilletiariaceae. Gene Ontology annotation, cellular component: spliceosomal complex. Gene Ontology annotation, biological process: positive regulation of mRNA splicing, via spliceosome.